CAAACGUACCGCUUGAAGUUUCGAGAGGGCGAGGGGGGGAGAGAGAGAGAGAGAGAGGGGGACAAUAAUACAAUAUGGCGUCAUUACGUGUUAAUAAUAGUUUUAGUAUAUUAAACACCGAACCCAAGCGCUCCUUAUUUUCUGCAACAACAAGGAGGAGCAGAAGAUCAUCAUCAGUGAGACUGACAGUAGUAGCAGAGACUAUGUCUACUGUCAAAUUGGGUAUCAAAGUCGAUAAGAAUCCUCCCGAGUCCAGGCUUAGCCAACUGGGCGUCAGAAAUUGGCCCAAGUGGAGUUGCCCCCCAAGCAAAUUUCCAUGGACAUACAGUGACAAAGAGACUUGCUAUCUGCUGGAAGGAAAAGUGAAGGUUACCCCAGAUGGGUCAAAUGAGUCAGUUGAGAUUGGUGCUGGUGACUUGGUGGAAUUUCCAAAGGGAAUGAGCUGCACUUGGGACGUGUCAGUGGCUGUAGACAAGCACUAUAACUUCAGCUAGAAUUAAUUAAUUCUAUAUAAGCCAUUUGCCUCAUUUUGCAAUAAAUCUAUGGGACAUAUGAAUGCAUGUUAUGUACCAUGUAAACCUAGUUAUGUGCAUGUGCUUUUGGACUUGUUUACAUAUAUAUACCAAAAUCUAUAUAUGUCCGUUUUUCUAGAA
Prunus dulcis (almond) is the source of this 653-nucleotide messenger RNA. RefSeq lists its product as uncharacterized. Lineage: Eukaryota; Viridiplantae; Streptophyta; Magnoliopsida; Rosales; Rosaceae. The record is from RefSeq and is a predicted model, not a curated record. Bases 75 to 494 code for a protein of 139 amino acids. The transcript is spliced from 2 exons.